Molecule: messenger RNA, 1245 nt
Organism: Phaeoacremonium minimum UCRPA7
Lineage: Eukaryota; Fungi; Ascomycota; Sordariomycetes; Togniniales; Togniniaceae
Product: putative hemagglutinin-related protein
Exons: 4
Coding region: 1-1245 (414 amino acids)
Source: RefSeq, a predicted model, not a curated record
AUGAUUUUUCCAGGCGUUGUUCUGCAGUUCCUGGUCUUGCCAGUCGCAUUGGCGGUUACUGUAGACUAUACGGAGCUCAAGGAUAAGAAAGGCAAUGGCAUUCCUGACUUCAGCUUUUGUGGCUACCAUGCCUCGAAUGAUCCUCUUCCUGACUCUCAUCGAGCAGCAGCAGUCACGAUUCAAGCUGCUAGCGGCGACCAAAGCAAGCAGAUUCAAGAUGCAUUGAACAACCUUUCUUCAUCUAGCGGCGGUGGUGUCAUCGCGCUGGCACCGGGCGACUACCAUCUCAACUCUGGUCUAACCAUCCCCAGGGGUAGCGGGGAGUUCAGCGUGAUCACCAUGGGUACCAAGGUCUCAAAUCCUAAGCCCGGCACUUCAUUUGCAAUCACGGACAAAUACGUGCCUGUCGGCGCGACCAAAGUGACCGUCAAAGACUCGACAGGGUUGAAAGUGGGACAGAAUGUUUGGGUACAAAGGGCCGUGACGGCGAAAUGGGUGCGCGCGAACGGGAUGGCUGAUCUCGUCCGGGACGGUGAACAUCAGACCUGGCUCACACCUCAAGAUACUGUCUACCAGCCUCGAAUUGUCAAAGCCAUUUCGUCCAACACAGUCACACUAGACAUACCUCUGACUGACCAACUUGACUCCGCUUAUAUGUCCCCCAAGCUUGUGAUAUACACGCCACCAUCCGCUCCCUCUGAGCUCGGUGUUGAGUCCAUGAGCAUCACUCUAUCCCCCAGCUGCUCAGGCAAGAUCAUAACCGACAACUCAUGUCAGGGAAGCGCCCUGACAAUCCUUCCAUGGGUCACCGACAGCUACGCGCGCGGGCUGUCUAUUACAGGUUUCAACAACGCCGUGAAGAUCGGACAAAAUUCUUCGAGGAUUACAAUCCAGAGCGUGUCUGUCCACCGGGACCACGCCACAGAUAACGGCGCCGGCUAUGCUGCCGACAUUGCCAUCUCCGGGACACAGGUUCUAGUUAUCGACAGCGGCACCAAAGGUGCCGCAGAUGCUAAAUCAUUUCCCAUUGUAACACAAGGUCUCAUCCCCGGCCCCAAUGCUGUGGUACGCCAUUUCGGACAGCAACCAGUCAUGCAAAUCCAGCCGCACGCACACUGGGCGCACGGCCUGCUCGUGGACAACACGACGGCGACGACGACGCUCAUCAACCGCGGCACGGCGGGCAGCGGGCACGAGUCCCCCGCUGGGGACGAAUUGGGGAGUUGGAUGUCAUGGUGGGAGUAG